AUGGACUUAAUCCGAGGCAGAAACAUUAGCCCAAGAGAACUGAUUCUUUCAACACUCGGAUUGUUUAAUAUGUUUUACCAGCUGACUCUCAUUGCCAAUGAUCUUUUCAUUUUUCUCUGGAAUGAACUAUACUUCUCAGACAAGGUGCACACAACUUUCUCUCUUCUCUUGUUCUUCACCAUCUUCUCUAGCUUUUGGUUCACUGUGUGUCUGUGUGGAUUUUACUAUGUCAAUAUUGUCUCAUUUAAACAUCCCUUUUUCAUGCAGCUCAAACAGAGGAUGUCAGAAGUCGUCAACUGGAUGCUUGCUCUGUCCAUUCUUAUAGCCUUAACUAUUAGUAUACCAGUAUCAUGGAACAUUUCCAAACCCAGUAUUAGCCUAGUGACAGCUAACGCCCCCUAUGUGAAAGAAGAUAUAUCACAAAUCAGCCCACACUACUUACUGAUUGCCAGCAUGUUUGGCUGCUGCAUUCCUCUUGUACUUGUUGGAACUACUGAUGCUAUAGUAUUGCGAUCACUGUAUACCAAUGCAAGGCUUCUGCGUAGGAAUGCUGGUGGUAUGAGUGUACAGAGUGUAGAUGCUAGCAUGGCAGCAGCUAGAACAAUCACUUCCCUUCUGCUCCUUUAUUUAUGCUUCUAUUUGUCAGUUAUCUCACUGCUACUUAACAUCGUACUAAUGGGCAGCACAUGGUUCCCACUAUGUGUGACAGUAAUCUACAGUUAUUCACCUAUCCAGUCAGUGAUUCUGAUCCUUGGAAGCCCAAAACUUAAAGGUGCAUCACUCAGACUUUUUGCUCGUUUGAUGAGUCAGUGGCAAGACCAUUAA
This is a messenger RNA of Nanorana parkeri, 825 nucleotides long. Its product is annotated as taste receptor type 2 member 40-like. NCBI's taxonomy places the organism in Eukaryota, Metazoa, Chordata, Amphibia, Anura, Dicroglossidae. Gene Ontology annotation, cellular component: membrane. Gene Ontology annotation, biological process: detection of chemical stimulus involved in sensory perception of bitter taste; sensory perception of taste; G protein-coupled receptor signaling pathway. Bases 1 to 825 code for a protein of 274 amino acids. Gene Ontology annotation, molecular function: G protein-coupled receptor activity; bitter taste receptor activity. The transcript has a single exon. The record is from RefSeq and is a predicted model, not a curated record.